Magallana angulata is the source of this 2833-nucleotide messenger RNA. RefSeq names its product probable leucine--tRNA ligase, mitochondrial. Gene Ontology annotation, cellular component: mitochondrion. The coding region runs from base 143 to 2833 and encodes 896 amino acids. The record is from RefSeq and is a predicted model, not a curated record. The transcript is spliced from 23 exons. Lineage: Eukaryota; Metazoa; Mollusca; Bivalvia; Ostreida; Ostreidae. Gene Ontology annotation, molecular function: leucine-tRNA ligase activity; aminoacyl-tRNA deacylase activity; ATP binding. Gene Ontology annotation, biological process: leucyl-tRNA aminoacylation; mitochondrial translation.
UCUCGUGGUAAAAAGCGAAGAUUUUUGUCCGAUCUUCACCAACACAGUUUCACAAUUUAGAAAAUUGUAUAUGCCAGUUGAAUACACAAAAAUGAGGGAUUAAUGUUACCUUUGGUCAUCGUGAACUCAAUUUUAUUGCAACAUGUCUUGUGUUCACAGAGGAAAAAAAUUCACAUGGUCAAUGCUCCGACAUUUGAAGAGCAGGGAUUGCAGAUUUAUUUAUAGCAAGACGGGGAAAUGGGAUGCAACAAAAUUUACACCAGAAGUUAGAGCUGAAAUAGAAAAUCAUUGGAUACCGCUGCUGCAGGAAAAAAAUAAUAAGAGGUCUUUGAACAAGACUCAGGACUCUCAAAAGAAAUUCUAUGUCUUGUCCAUGUUUCCCUACCCCAGUGGUAAACUCCACAUGGGACAUGUCAGGGUGUACAGCAUCAGUGAUGUUAUUGCACGCUUUCAUCGCUUAAAUGGCAAAGAUGUAAUUCAUCCCAUGGGCUGGGAUGCAUUUGGUCUUCCUGCUGAAAAUGCUGCCAUCGAGCAUGGAGAACUACCUGAAGUUUGGACAAGAAGGAAUAUAUCUGCCAUGAGAAAACAACUGGAUAGUAUGUGUUAUAGCUUUGACUGGCAUACAGAAUAUGCCACUUGUGACCCUGAAUAUUACAAGUGGACACAGUUUAUAUUUCUAAAAAUGUUUGAAGCAGGACUCGUAGAACAGCGAGAGGAAGUUGUAAACUGGGACCCUGUGGACCAGACUGUAUUAGCCAAUGAACAAAUAGAUGAGAAAGGUUGCUCCUGGAGGUCAGGAGCCAAAGUUCAAGAGAAAUAUCUGAGACAAUGGUUCAUUACAACUACAGCAUAUGCAAAGUCCCUGUUGGACGGUUUAUCUGAAGUGGAUGACAACUUGUGGAAAGACGUGAAGAAGCUCCAGAGACGGUGGAUAGGCAACUGUGACGGCACCAGGAUUGAUUUCAAACUGAAGCACGAAGAUACAGAAUGGCUGGAUCCCUUAGCAGUUUUUACAACAUCACCAGAGUGUAUCUAUGGAGUAUCUCAUAUAGCCCUACCUACCAAACACAGACUGAAUGAUAAAAAGUACCAUAAGUCCUCAGAGAAAGAUGACCAAAAAGAGAUUUUACUGUCCAUAGAGUCUAUUCAUCCAUUAACUGGAGAAUCAGUUCCUAUCAUCGUGUCUCCAGACAUUCAGAAUAUACCAUAUACACCUGACAAUGAGCAUUUAGCCAUUCCAUGCAUCAGUGACGAGGACAAAUCAGUUGCUGAUGCUAUGGGGUUUUCCUAUGAUGAUGUAGUCGAUGAGAAUUAUAUUGUUAAGUCUGGACAGUUUUCUGGACUCAGUAGAGAAGAGGCUCGUGAAGCUGUACUGGAGUAUGCUAAAGAGAAGAAGAUUGGCGGUCACCUGAUCAGCCUGGACUCCAAGGAUUGGCUGAUCUCCAGACAGCGAUACUGGGGAACACCCAUUCCCAUCAUACACUGCAGCAACUGUAAUGCAGUACCAGUCCCAAUGAAUGAUUUGCCAGUGAAACUUCCUGCUAUCACAGAAUUCACAGGGAAAUCCUCACCAUUGAAGCAAUCCACUGACUGGCUCAAAGUGACAUGUCCCAAAUGUGGCUCCCCAGCAGAAAGAGAGACAGACACAAUGGAUACGUUUGUGGACUCCUCGUGGUAUUUCCUGCGUUAUCUGGACGCUCACAACACGGAGGCUCCGUUCUCAUCGGACAAAGCUAACAAGUACAUGCCUGUAGAUCUGUACAUUGGAGGAAAAGAGCAUGCCAUCCUCCAUCUGUAUUUUGCCCGAUUCUUCAAUCACUUCCUGUGUGACUCUGGUCUGCUAAAGCACAGGGAGCCAUUUAUCCAUCUCCUGACCCAGGGCAUGGUCAUGGGUGAAUCAUACUGUGUUAAGUCAAGUGGAAAAUACCUUAGGAAAGAUCAAGUGGACUUUUCAGGUGAGAAGCCUGUAGAAAAAGGGACAGGCGAAGAAGUACUGGUGCAAUGGGAGAAGAUGAGUAAAUCCAAGUACAAUGGGGUGGAUCCUCAGGAUGUAAUAGACCAGUACGGAGUGGAUGCGACCAGACUGGCCAUCUUAGGAACGGUUCCUCCAAAAGCAAACAGAGAGUGGUCAGAGCAAGCAUUUGUGAACAUCACCCGCUGGCAGGGGCGUGUCUGGAGCACCAUUACUACGUACAUAGAGCUGGCAAAGGAUCCAAAAUCUUCAGAAAUGGAUCCAAAGAAACUCACUAAGAUUGAGAAUGCUCUAUUUCAGGACAGAAACCACUUGAUACAUGAGGUUACAAUAUCACUGGAGACCCUCUUCAACACUAGCAUUGUUAUGACUCUUCUAUUUGACUUCAUGAAGAAGAUAAAGGGUGUGCCAGAUGGAGCUAAACAUGUCAGCAAAGAGUAUGAGAAGUGUCUGGCAGACAUGAUAAUUAUGAUCGCCCCAUUCGCCCCAAGUUUUGCAGAGGAGCUGUGGGCAGGGUUGAGUAGUGUGGCGAGAAGCAAGGACUACCAAUGGCACAAGAGCAUCUUCGACCAAAGAUGGCCAUCUGUUGACACCAAUAUGAUGGUGAAAGUGAAACUAGUCAUGAAUGGUGGAAAAUCUGUGGGACAGAUCUCUGUCAAACUGAAGGACUGUGGUUGUCUCAGUGAAGAGGAGGUCCUACAACUUUGUAAAAAGGAGGCGAAAUUUAAUCGUAGUGUUGGAGAUUCCUUUGUAGGAUUCCAGUGGAGCCAAAAUGAGUUUCUUCAACAUGUGUUAGACUUCUCAGUGCCAAGUCAUGAACAACAGAAUCAAUAUUUUAAGGAAGAAAGGGGAAAGAACUGA